This is a messenger RNA of Theobroma cacao (cacao), 3782 nucleotides long. RefSeq names its product transducin family protein / WD-40 repeat family protein. Gene Ontology annotation, molecular function: GTPase activator activity; syntaxin binding; myosin II binding. Gene Ontology annotation, biological process: Golgi to plasma membrane transport; exocytosis. Gene Ontology annotation, cellular component: plasma membrane; cytoplasm. Lineage: Eukaryota; Viridiplantae; Streptophyta; Magnoliopsida; Malvales; Malvaceae. The record is from RefSeq and is a predicted model, not a curated record.
UGAGCGGAACACUUGGCCAUUUUCUUAGUGGGUCCCUACUGUCCACUCAAAGUUAGCCGGAGCAUCCUACGGUCCCUGAAAUCCAAUCCCCCUCUCGCAUCACCGUCGAUUUUUUGAAUCGACAAGUCCCGACGAAGAUUCCCCCUCCGUAUCUCAUUAUCGUCGUCAUUUACUCUAUUUCAAGACAAACAAACUCCAACAAGGAAUCCAUCGUAAAAACAGAGAAUCAGCUCAAUCGAUUAGCCGAUGUUCACCAAAUUCUUCCAUAACCACGGCGCCUCACCUCAAUCUCCAAAGAGUGAUGUUGCAAAAGGAAGUUUGACGUCGGCAGAUUUAAAUCCCCGUGUGACCGUACACUAUGGAAUUCCGGCAACUGCUUCGGUUCUGGCUUGUGAUCUCAUCCAACGACUCGUUGCAGUUGGAACGUUGGAUGGGAGGAUAAAAGUGAUCGGUGGUGAAAACAUAGAAGCGCUUCUAGUGUCUCCUAAGCAGUUACCUAUCAAAAACUUGGAGUUUCUACAAAAUCAAGGUUUUCUUGUUAGCGUGUCAAAUGAAAAUGAGAUUCAGGUCUGGGAUUUGGAACAAAGGCAAAUAGCUUCCCAUAUACAGUGGGAGUCCAAUAUAACUGCUUUCAAAGUCAUUCAUGGCACUAGCUACAUGUAUCUCGGAGAUGAGCAUGGGAUGGUGUAUGUUAUAAAGUAUGAUGCUGAAGAACACAAGCUUGCCCACCUUCCUUAUUAUGUUCCCACAAAUGUUAUAGCUGAAGAGGCUGGGAUUUCAUCACCUAAUCAUCCUUCUGUUGUUGGAGUUCUUCCCCAACCUUGUUCUCAGGGAAACAGGGUACUGAUUGCUUACGAGAAUGGGUUGCUUGCCAUCUGGGAUAUUUCUGAAGAUCGAGUUGUUCUAGUUAGAGGCAAUAAGGAUCUCCAAUUGAAAGGCAGAACGACAUCUGAUUCUCCAGAAGAAAAAAAACUUGAAGUUUCUGACUGCACAUCAGACGGUGAUGAAGUGAAAGAGAUAAGCUCUCUUUGUUGGGCAUCGAAUGAUGGGUCAAUUCUUGCAGUUGGUUAUGUAGAUGGGGAUAUCAUGUUUUGGAACUUAUCAACUGCUAACCCUAAAAAGAUUCAGCAAGCUGAAAAAUCACCCAACAAUGUUGUUAAAUUACAAUUAUCAUCGGGAGAGAAAAGACUUCCUGUUAUUGUUUUACAUUGGUCUGCAAACCAAUCCUGUGGUGAUCAUGGCUGCAAGCUCUUUGUCUAUGGUGGUGAUAACGUAGGAUCGGAAGAAGUUCUAACGAUCUUAAGCCUUGAAUGGACUUCUGGAAUAGAAAGUCUGAAAUGUGUCAGCCGUAUGGACCUUACACCCAAUGGCUCUUUUGCGGAUAUGGUUUUGUUACCAACUGUGGGGGUAACAGAGAGUGGUGGCAAUUUGCUAUUUAUGUUGACAAACCCAGGGCAGUUGCAUGUUUAUGACGAUGCAUGCUUGGCCGCCUUACUGUCUCAGCAAGAGAAAACAACUUGUGUUUCUUCAGGACAGUAUGUUAUGCCCAUACCCACUGUUGAUCCAUGCAUGACUGUGAGUAAGCUUGCUUUAGUUUACAGAGAUGGGGAAUUUUCGAAGGCUCUUUCCAAGAUAGUAUCAGCCACAAAGCUUAAAGCACCACAUACUCCAGCUACAGGGAGUAGAAGGUGGCCUUUGACUGGGGGCUUUCCCAGCCUUCUUUCUGAAACUGCAGAUUAUCAAGUUGAAAGAGUAUAUGUGGCAGGUUACCAGGACGGAUCUGUUCGAAUAUGGGAUGCCACCUAUCCAGCUCUUUCACUUAUCUUUGCUCUAGGAACUGAGAUAAAUGGACAGGUGCCAGGUUUUGACGUUGCUGUUGCAAGUGCAUCAGUGUCAGCAUUGGAAAUUUGCUCCUUAACUCAAAGUGUAGCCAUUGGCAAUGAAUGUGGUAUGGUUCGUCUCUACAAACUAACAGUAACUUCUGAUGAAAUGAGUUUGAACAUUGUGAAGGAAACAGAGAAAGAAGUCCAUACCUUGCACCAAACAGAUGGCCCUCAAUGCUUGGCUGUGUUUUCACUCCUCAAUUCUCCUGUAUGUGUGCUACAAUUUGCAAAAUUUGGUACCAGACUUGCAGUGGGAUUUAAUUGUGGCAGGGUUGCAAUGGUUGAUGUUAGUACAUUUUCAGUGUUGUUCAUUACAGACAGUUUAUCACCCUCAAAUUGCCCUGUUGGUUUGUCUGCUAUGAUAUCAUUUACAGACAACGAUACCUUGGUAAACAGCCCAAGGGAUUCUGUAUCCACAAGUCUGAAUGAUAACGAAAAGUGGUUAGCAUUCGUAAUGACCAAGGAUGCAUACCUAACAGUUUUAGAUGGCACAACUGGCAAUGUGGUUAGCUCUCUGUCAAUACCUCUGAAAGCGGAGUCAAGUGCCAUCUCUAUGUACAUUUUAGAGGGUGGCAAUAUAGUCUCUACAGUGCCAUCAGAGAUCAGUGAAACUAAAUUUGAACCUGCACAUUCUAGUCCUGACCAUGGAAUUACUCCAGUAGAAGCUAAAUCUGAGAUUUCCACUCAAGUGGCAUACUUUGGGCAGAGAUUAAAGAGUUUACUCAUUUUACUUUGUUUUGAGGAUGCACUGCAUUUAUGUUCUAUGAAGUCAGUGAUUCAGGGGACCGCUGACUCCAUAUGGGCAGUCAAUCUUCCGAAGCAAUGUUCUUGGACUUCAGCCUUCAAGAUAGAUGACAAAGAGUGUGGGUUGGUUCUGCUUUACCGGACUGGAGUCCUUGAAAUAAGGUCUAUGAAAACUCUUGAGGCGAUGGGAGAAAGUUCUUUGAUGACUAUUCUUAGAUGGAACUUCAAAACUAACAUGGAAAAGAUUAUAUGUUCUUCAAAUAGAGGGCAAAUUAUACUGAUACAUGGGUGUGAAUUUGCUGCUAUAUCUAUUCUGGCCCUUGAGAAUGAGUUCAGGAUUCCGGAUUCUUUGCCAUGCAUUCAUGAUACAGUCCUUGCAGCUGCUUUUGAUGCAACUGUUAGUUUAUCUCCAAGUCAGAAUAAAAGCCAGGAUACGGCUCCUGGGAUUUUAAGUGGUCUUAUUAAGGGCUUAAGAGUAGGUAAGCUGGAUCAAAAUGUGCAAAUUCAGGAAGCUUGUAAGAAUGAUUUCUCGCAUUUGGAGAGCAUAUUUUCUAGUCCCCCAUUCUUAAAGCCUUCCAUGGCCAGCACAGAUUGGCAAGAAGUACUGGAUCUUAACAUAGAUGACAUUCAAAUUGACGAACCUGUAACCAUCUCAUCUUCUUCCGAGAAGAUCAAGAAUGACAGUAAAGAGCAAAGAACAGAGAGAGAAAGAUUAUUUGAGGGUGCUGGUACUGAUGCAAAACCAAGGCUCAGAACAGCCGAGGAAAUCAGGGCUAAGUAUAGAGGAGCUGAGGAUGCUGCAGCUGCAGCUGCAAGUGCCCGGGACAGGCUUGUAGAGCGGCAGGAAAAACUCGAGAGGAUCAACGAACGUACUCAAGAGCUACAAAGCGGGGCUGAGAACUUUGCCUCCAUGGCAAAUGAACUUGCCAAGAGAAUGGAAAAGAAAAAGUGGUGGAAUCUAUGAACUCGGAUGGCUGCCAAACGAACCUAUUGAGCAUUCAGCUAAGGUAGCUGCCAUUGUCAUAAUCAAGUUUCUUUGGUGUGAAAUUAAAAUUAUUUGUUACAAUCCAUGCACCCGAGCAUUCAGUCAAUAAUACGAAGAAACGUAUAUUUUUUACUCAAAAAAUAAAAUUCGAAUCUCUUCUACCCCAAUCA